UCCAAAGAAAACAAGCAGAGGAGUACACCCAAUUGGUUUACUUAUCCCAUAAAAUCUACAACAAUUUUAAGAAUUUUUAACAUUUUUUUUAAAUAUAAAAUCACCUCGUUCUAAUCAGUCUUGCAAUAGUAAUAGUUAAAUACAUCGAAAUAAGAACUUUUAAAAUGUGCUUCCAAUAUUUUUCAAGCAUUUCGUACGAAUAAUUCCGAAUUUCUUCUCUUUUUAAGAGUUUUUCUUCUGUUAUUCAAGUUAUCGGUUUUUAUUCGAUUCAAUUUUUUGUGUAAACGCACAAAUCCUCAUAAUAGUUCAUGUUUUAACUUGGAAUUUUAUUGAUUGUGCAAAAUAUGUUUCUCAAAUACACGAUUGUUCUUUUAUAUUGUUUACACGGAGUUAUUGGGUCAGAAGAUGAAGAACGUUUGGUGCGAGAUUUGUUUCGUGGGUACAACAAACUUAUCCGCCCCGUACAAAAUAUGACCCAAACAGUUGAUGUACGAUUCGGAUUAGCUUUUGUACAGCUUAUCAAUGUUAACGAAAAAAAUCAAAUUAUGAAAUCAAAUGUUUGGUUGCGAUUGGUUUGGAAUGACUAUCAAUUACAGUGGGACGAGUCUGAGUACGGUGGAAUUGGUGUUCUCCGAUUGCCACCGGAUAAAGUUUGGAAACCAGAUAUUGUGUUGUUUAACAACGCCGAUGGAAACUACGAAGUGCGAUAUAAAUCAAACGUUCUGAUUUAUCCAAAUGGUGAAGUGUUAUGGGUGCCUCCCGCUAUAUAUCAGAGCUCUUGCACUAUUGAUGUUCGUUACUUCCCAUUCGAUCAACAAAUGUGCGUCAUGAAAUUCGGCUCGUGGACAUUCAACGGAGAUCAAGUGUCGUUGGCAUUGUACAAUAACAAGAACUUUGUCGAUUUGUCCGAUUACUGGAAAUCUGGAACAUGGGAUAUUAUCGAAGUACCAGCGUAUUUGAAUGUGUAUAAAAAUACUGGACAACCUACGGAAACUGAUAUCACUUUCAACAUCAUUAUUCGGCGAAAAACUCUGUUCUACACCGUGAAUUUAAUCUUGCCAACAGUAUUGAUUUCAUUCCUCUGCGUACUGGUAUUCUACCUGCCCGCUGAAGCUGGAGAAAAGGUCACAUUGGGUAUCAGUAUUUUGCUGUCACUGGUUGUGUUUCUGUUGUUGGUAUCGAAAAUCUUGCCGCCAACCUCGUUGGUGUUACCAUUGAUUGCCAAGUAUCUGUUGUUCACUUUCAUCAUGAACACCGUGUCCAUUCUCGUCACCGUUGUAAUCAUCAAUUGGAAUUUCCGAGGUCCCAGGACUCACAGGAUGCCGUCGUGGAUUCGAACCGUGUUUCUGCACUACCUACCGGCAAUGCUUUUGAUGAAACGACCACGUAAAACUCGUCUACGAUGGAUGAUGGAAAUGCCGGGAAUGAGCAUGGCACCUCAGCAGCCCAAUCCUUAUGGAUCUCCAACCGAAUUGCCAAAACAUAUCAGUGCGAUCGGCUCUAAACCAUCCAAAAUGGAGGUAAUGGAAUUGUCGGAUUUACAUCAUCCCAAUUGUAAGAUUAACCGCAAAUUGAACAGUGGUGAUUUGAGUGGAAUUGGCGAUCGUCGGGAAAGUGAGAGCUCUGAUUCGAUUAUUCUCUCGCCAGAAGCAAGCAAAGCAACUGAAGCCGUGGAAUUUAUUGCUGAGCAUUUGAAAAAUGAAGAUUCAUACAUUCAGACGCGUGAGGAUUGGAAAUAUGUGGCUAUGGUGAUCGAUCGUCUUCAGCUCUACAUAUUUUUCAUUGUGACUACCGCAGGCACUGUGGGAAUACUCAUGGAUGCGCCGCAUAUC
Messenger RNA from Sitodiplosis mosellana (orange wheat blossom midge), 1832 nucleotides. RefSeq names its product acetylcholine receptor subunit beta-like 1 (gene nAChRbeta1). The record is from RefSeq and is a predicted model, not a curated record. Gene Ontology annotation, biological process: nervous system process; regulation of membrane potential; signal transduction. Gene Ontology annotation, cellular component: synapse; postsynaptic membrane; neuron projection. Gene Ontology annotation, molecular function: transmembrane signaling receptor activity; acetylcholine-gated monoatomic cation-selective channel activity. Lineage: Eukaryota; Metazoa; Arthropoda; Insecta; Diptera; Cecidomyiidae. The transcript is spliced from 12 exons. The annotation marks the transcript as partial.